This is a messenger RNA of Leguminivora glycinivorella, 720 nucleotides long. RefSeq lists its product as uncharacterized. The transcript has 2 exons. NCBI's taxonomy places the organism in Eukaryota, Metazoa, Arthropoda, Insecta, Lepidoptera, Tortricidae. The coding region runs from base 1 to 720 and encodes 239 amino acids. The record is from RefSeq and is a predicted model, not a curated record.
AUGGCCUUAUAUGGCGCUCCCAUAUGGGUAGAUGCCCUCUCUGCUGAAAAUAGAGCGCUGUUUCGCAGACCACAGAGGGCAAUAUCCAUAAGAGCCAUACGGGGGUAUCGUACGGUUUCUUUUGCGGCGGCGACGGUCUUGGCUGCAGACCCCCCCUGGGAUCUUCAGGCACAGAUUCUCGCGAAUGUUCACCGCUACAGAGCUGAAAGAAGGGCAGCAGCAGAAUUCCUGGACGAAGAUGAAGUAAGGAACAUCCGGGCAUUAGCCCAGACGGAAACACUUCGCCAAUGGAGAGCAGAGCUCGACGCCGCAAAAUAUGGGCGGAACACAAUUGACGCCGUAUUGCCGCACCUGGAACGCUGGGUAGGAAGGAAGCAAGGCACGCUAACUUUCCACAUGGUGCAGAUACUUACUGGCCAUGGGUCUUUUGGUAAAUACCUGCACCGAAUAGAGAGGGAAGAAUCCCCCAUGUGUCAUGAGUGUGGCGCAUUAGUAGAUGCGCCCCGUCAUGUUCUCGAAGAGUGCCCUGCAUGGGGCCCCAGCGGGCCAGCCUCCAGCGAGGAGGCAUGGACGGCGAUGGUCUCCUUCAGCCAUUAUGUUAUGUCGCAGAAGGAGACAGCGGAACGUGCGCGCGAGAACGACCCUGACGCGCACCCACUCCGCCGUCGACGGGCUGGCGGCAGAGCCAGGCGCUACGCGCACCUGAUGCCUCCGCCGUAA